This is a messenger RNA of Cydia pomonella (codling moth), 6307 nucleotides long. RefSeq names its product PHD and RING finger domain-containing protein 1-like. The record is from RefSeq and is a predicted model, not a curated record. The transcript is spliced from 14 exons. Bases 276 to 6146 code for a protein of 1956 amino acids. NCBI's taxonomy places the organism in Eukaryota, Metazoa, Arthropoda, Insecta, Lepidoptera, Tortricidae.
UUUACACAAAAUGAAAUGAAAAUGGCCGACUGAGUAUAGAAGCGGCUUGCUGUCAAAAUAUUAAAAAUAAAUUAUAACGCAUUAGAGCAACUUUUAUAUAAUUAGACGAUUCUAAUGCCACUUUUUAUCGUAUUGACCGGAUGAAUUCAGUCAUCUUCACUUCGAAUGCUCCAAAAUUGGAUUCGCAAAGGUCAUUUACACCUUUGCCAACUCGCUUCGUGUCUGCGUUCUGAGGCACCAGCGGACGGUCCGGCCGCUCUCAAGAGACCGCCAGGAUGAGUGAGGACGGCAGUGAGGGCUCGGCGACACCGCCGAGGCCGCAGCGGCGCAUCAAGAAAGUGAUGGUGCUAUCAUCCGCCUCAGAGUCCGACAGUGACGAGAGCGAUGGCCCGACGCGGACCCGAAAGAGGCGCCUACGGGUGGUGAGUGAAGAUGAGGGCGCCAGCAGCAGCGGGAGCUCUGUAGGCGCGCGCCGGCGCCGCGCGCUGCCUCAACUCCGCGACUCGGACGCCGACAGCGAUGGGUCAGUCGGCCCGUCCCCCUCCGCCCCUCCCAAGCCCGCCUCAGGCUUCGCCUCAGACAGCUCGGAGGGCAAUUCUGACAAAUGCUCCAUCUGUCUUAUGAGAUUUACAGAACAAGAAGUAGGCACACCUGCGAACUGCGAGCACAUAUUCUGUUUAGAUUGCAUCACAGAAUGGUCCAAGAAUGUGAACACUUGUCCCGUGGACCGCAUCACAUUUGAUUCUAUAGUAGUGAGGACUUGUGCAGGUGGACGGGUGUUGCGUUCAGACCCUGUUCAGGUCACAGACCGCCGCCCCUCUGUGGAGAUGCUUGUCAUUGAGGACCCAACCGUUUGUGAGAUCUGUGGCAGUAUGGAGAACGAAGACUCGAUGCUGCUGUGUGAUGGCUGUGACCUGGGUUUCCACAUGCAGUGUCUCACACCUCCACUAUUUGAAAUCCCCAUAGACCAAUGGCACUGCCCAAGCUGCAUCAGCCGGGGUCUGCACAACAUUGGGAGCUUGGAAGACAUUAUAUAUCUCUCGGAGGUGGAUGAUCUCUUUACUGGUAUUGCUGAUAUGGAACUCCCGCAGGGCCCACGAGCUGUGCCUCUCAGACAGCCUAGGGAAGUUAGAAGAUCUUCAAGAAACCAGUCGACGUCGGAGCCGUCCACGUCGUCGUCGCGGCGCGGCGCGCCGGCGGACGCGGCCGGCCCCGGCCCCGGCGCCGCCCGGCGCGCGCGCGCCCCGCCGCGGCGGCGCCGCAAGCCCGCCCGGAGGAGGACCAACACUGUCAUCAUCGAGUAUGAGAUCGAGGAGAACGGGAAGUUCCCUAUUACCAGACGGGUGAAGAGGACCGUUAGGAAACGGAAGAUCCGCAAGCGGCGCCCCCGCACGGCCGCGCGCCGCACGCUGGUGCGGCGGUCCGUGCGCGCGCAGCUGGCCGCGCUGGCCGCGCCCGCGCCCGCCGCCGCCGCCGCCGCCGCCGCCGCCGGGGCCACCGACCUGCACGUCAGGAGGGCCAGGGCCGGCAUACCGACUUUAAAUCUGUUCGGCUCCGAGAGGGACCUGGAGUAUUUUUCGGAUGAUGAAGUGGCGUCGGAGGGAGCAUCGACGGUGGCAAGGGCGGUGCGGCCGAAUGCGGCCGUCUUUAGUGCUUAUAGACAGGCUCGUCGUAAGAUGGUGUCGGUGCCAUCCCCCCCGCACGCCGCAGCCGCCCCCGACCUGCUGUCCGACAUACUGGAGAGCCAGGCGCUACUGCACUCCAAGCGUUCUGUGGUGUCCGUGGCGGUGGAUGGCCAGAUCAGCAUCAAACUGCGCGGCGAAGGCAGAGUCGAUGUUAGCAAGGCCUCCGAGCCGCCGCUGCGCUCGGCGCCGGCGCACGGGCAGCGCGGCGGCUGGGGCGGCGGCUACAGCGGGAACUACCACCGCGAGCAGAGCGCCAACAACUUCGGUCGGGGGUACUCGUACGGCCCCAACGGCGGCGAGAACACGUACCCGAACCGCGGGAACAGCUACGGCGGCGCGCGGCGCGAGGAGGAGGCGUGGGGCGGCUUCCCGCGGCGGGGGCCCCCGGGCCCCGCCCCCGGGCCCCCGGGCCCCGCGCCCGGCCCCGCCUGCGCGCGCCCCCGCCGCCCCGAGCCCCGCCCGCAGGCGCCGCCGCACAGAUUAGACAACAGACACAGCCUGGGCCCCGCCUGGCCGCGGGCGCGGCCCGACGCCCCCGGGCCGCACCGGCACUCGUUCGGGGGCUUCGACAACCCGCUCGACAUGCGCGUGGCCCCCCGCCACCACCCGCCGCCGCCCGCGCCCGCUCAGGAGCGCCCCUUCCGACCGCUGCCCGAACCCCCCGUCUUCGCCUUCGACAAACUACCCGAAGAAAAAUCAGAGGACGGGAGCGACUCGAGUCUAGUAAUUGAUACAGAAAAAUAUGAUCCGACCGAGCCGACACAUGAUGAUGACGAGGACGAGGAACCACCUCAAACAUCAGCACCAGUCUUCGGUCCAUUACCGGCCCCUCCGGUACCUCCAGAAAUCGAUUCACCCCCUAAAUCCCCCGAAAUAACACCACCACCUACCCCUAUCACUUCAGUGCCACCGCUCCCCCCUGCUCCGGCCCUCCCGGCUGGUUUACUAGAUACAGCCGUCAGACAAGUCUUACAGGAGCACAGAGCGCUUAUGGAACCGCCGCAGAAUAACUCCGAUGACGAUUCCGAUGGAGAUUGCCCUAACUUCUCUAUUUAUUCCGCCACGAGCGUACAUAUAGCUAGUGCGGGCUCUUUGGCGCCCCCUACAGCGCGCACUAAACCCGAUCUUGACAUGACUGAUUUAGUACAAGAAGAUGACGAACCAGUUAAAACUCCUGAGGAAGAAAUCAAAACUCCCGAACCGAUACCGACAAAAAAAGACGACUACAAAGAAAAGGUUUCCAAACGCUGCCCUAUAACACCCAACACCCGAGAUCCGAUCAAAAUUAAAUUAAAUACUCCCUCGCUUAUAAAACGUGUUAGUCUUUAUGAUGAUGAGGAUGUCGCUGAACGAACUGAGGAACCAAUUGCAGAGCAGCCAGAAGCUCCGGAACCGAAAAGUGAUGAUGUAAAAACUUCAGAAGAGCCCCCAGAAGAUGAGAAAGAUAGUGAUAAGAUGGUGAUGCUAACGGAUGAAAAUAAAGAAGAUGAUACUGAGGAAAAGGAAGAUGACAAACAGGACAGAGAAGAUGAUGAAGACGACAAAGAGGGAGACAAUGAGGAAAAAGAAGAGGAAGAAAAUGCCGAUGAAGCUAAUAUCAGAAGUCCAACGCCAAAAGAAGAUAAGACACCAGAAAGGCCAGCGGAGGAACUUGAAGAAGGGGAAAAACAAAAUGGAACUGCCACUCCUACUAGUGAGCGUUCACCUUCUCAACAUUCUACACAUUCCCCUCGUUCCCCACAUUCUCCACGUUCUGACGACGGAACGGAGAAGGAAUUAGCGGCUAUAGCUGAUGGUGAACAUACUGAAGGUGCUCCAGAAAAAAUGACCGAAUCUAUUAGUGAAACGGAAGACGAACGCUCAUACACGCCAUGUUUAGACGAGAAUCAGAGCAAGGAUGACUUGAGACUAGAGGGCGAGGCGCUCGGCACAGAAAUGAUUUCCGAAGAUGAAGCUAACGGGGUAUUCAGUGACGCCGCUGGCUCUCCGACCCCGCCCGAGCCGGACGGCAAGAAAAAGAAACGCAAAGAAGGCAAGAAAGACGGAAAGACUAAGAGUAAAGGGAAGAAAGAUAUAGCGUUUAGAAAGUUGAGCAAAUCGGGCCGCGAGCGCAGCUAUAGAGAUAAAGACAGGCGACGGCGGUCAGCGUCCGGCUCCCCGCGCCGGGCGGCCUCGGAACGACGCAGACGCGAGAAACGCAAGGAUUUAGAGAGAUACGACGUCAGGUCAGUCGUCACAGAGAAGAGAAAGAAACAGAAAGAUCCGUUCGGAAGAGAUGUGUCCCCAGCACGUUCCGCGUCGCAUUCGCCGCAGCCGGAGCGUCGGUCUCUAUCACGCGCGCGUCGAUCUAUAUCACGCCCGCGUAGGUCGCUGUCGCGUCCGCACAGAUCUUUAUCGCGCGUCCGCCGGUCGUUGUCACGUGUCAGACGCUCGCUAUCGCGGCGCCGGUCGCUGUCGCGCGCUAAACGCUCCAUAUCCAGGCGGUUGACACCUAGUCCGCGACUUCGCCGAGCGAGUUUACGCUCGCUCACGCCGUUGUCGCCGCGCGGAUCGCCUCCAAGACGCUCUGUAUCGCCGCGCCGAGUCCGCAAGCGCCGCAAGUCGCCAUCGCCGAGGCGAAGGAUGUCUCCUCGCAGACGGGAACCGUCGCCCGUUCGCGCUCGCAAACGAAGACGCUCCGCCAGCCCCAAGAAGACCGGUAAGAAGAAGAAGCGCGCCCGUUCGCCUCCAGCGACCGCGGCCCGUCGCCGGGAGGAACUUCGACGCAAAUCACCCAAGCGUAAAAAGAAGAGACGCAGCCGUAGUCGCUCACCAGAGCUGUCCCCCGGUCCGCCGGCCGGUUGGUCGCCCCUGUCAGUCGAUUCGCGACUGCUGUCGCCGCGCACGCCGCCCCCGGACGCGUCGCCGACCAAACGUCUCGGCAAACGCAAGCGCAAGGAGCCGCGCCGCCGCGAACGCAUCAAACACAAGCGCGGCAAAGACCAACCCGCGCCCAGCAAAGAAGUAUUCACAUCCGGGGACAAUAUACUCGUUAGUGUUAGUUUCGCCGAGCAGCAAAAGACGGUCGGGCCGGCGGAAAGACGUAAGCACCGGGAGGCGCGGCGCGAGAAACGCAAGCGGCGACGAACGGCGCUAGCUGCCGACGAUAACGCUAAACCUGUAGCUAUCAUCGAUUUAGAACGCUCGCCGUUCCGCGAGCUGACUCCCUCUCCCAAAAACGUGAUCGUGCUCAGCGAUAGCGACCACGGCGAGAAAGAACCUGCCGUACAAAAGGAGCCCGAGCCCGCUCCGGCGGCGCCGGCGUUCGCUCUGGGAGCCGUCGGGCCUAAAACACCACCGGAGCCCGCCGCUCAACCUGCACCCGCCCCCGUCAAGUUUAGCCUCGCAGCUAAGCCCGGUACAGCGCCUCGAGCGCCCAACCCACUCAGAGAAGACGAGGAACCGGCGCCGGCUGAAGCUGAAAACGGUCCUAACACACCACCGGAACCUCCAGAUUCUCCAGACGCCUACGAUCCGUUUGAACCGACUAGAUCGGCGUCAGCUUCGCCUGCCCGAGCGGCGUCGCCCGCGGCGGCCGAGGCGUCGCCCGAGCGGCCCAGCAUGACGCUGGAGGCGGCGCAGCGGACCAAUCUAUCGGCGGAUGAUGUCAUCGCGAGAAGGCCGUUGUCGCCUAUUGAGAAGGUGAUGGCCCUCCUGCAGUCGACGCGCGACGAGUCCCCCGAGCCGGUGCCCGCGGCCGGCCAGCACGCGCCCGCCCCCGCCACGCCCGCGCCCCCCUCGCACGCCGCCCACCCCGCCCACGCCGCCCCCGCCGCGCCCGCGCCGCGCAUCGUGCUGCCCGAGCCCGCCCGCGCCCAGCCCAAGCUCUUCCUCGCCAAACCUUCCCCGAUCAAAUCCAACCCUAUCAAACCCAUGCAGGCUACGAAGAUCUCCAUGCUGCCCUUACCCCGGCACGAGGGCGGGGACUCGCCCUACUCGCCGGGCUCCAGCGACUUCGGGGACCUGUUCUCGCCGCCGCCGGCGGGGAAGCGAGAUGCGUUCGAUUCGCUGUUCGGCGCGAAGCCGAUUAAACGCAAGGGCAAAUCGCACGCUAAGGUGCCGGUGAAGUUUAACAGGAAGAAGGGUAAAGGCAACAAGACGCAAGUGGGCGUCAAGAUAGACGAUGACAACCUGAAGAUCCUGGACGAGCUGCCCAGCUCAGCCGUCGAGAUGCAGGUUAAGAGCAAGUUCUUGAAGAAACUGAAUCGACAAGAACGCGUAGUGGAAGAGGUUAAGCUGGUGCUGAAGCCGCACUACACGCGUAAGCGCGUGUCCAAGGAGGAGUACAAGGAUAUCCUGCGCCGCGCCGUCCCCAAGAUCUGCCACAACAAAACGGGCGAGAUCAACCCCGCGAAGAUCCAGGCCCUGGUGGAGGCGUACGUGAAGAAGGCGCGCAAAAAGCACAAGCUCGGCCUGGCGUAACCGCCCCUUAGUUAAGCUAUUUAUACUUAAUGAAGUAUGAGUGAAGUGAUCAUGUACUAGAUGAAUUCCUUAUUUAACAUAGUUUGCGAUAGAUAUAUUUCUUCACCUGUCGGAUAAUAUUAAUUGAUCGUUAAUUUAAUAAUAAAUAUAUUUUAGUUGGA